Ceratosolen solmsi marchali is the source of this 583-nucleotide messenger RNA. RefSeq lists its product as uncharacterized. The transcript has 4 exons. Lineage: Eukaryota; Metazoa; Arthropoda; Insecta; Hymenoptera; Agaonidae. The record is from RefSeq and is a predicted model, not a curated record. Bases 61 to 435 code for a protein of 124 amino acids.
UGUAAUUCCAAUUUUUAUCUACCCUACUUAAUUAUACAGAUUGUAAUAAUAAUUAUUAAAAUGUUUCUUCGCUUAUUUUCUGUAAUACUUUGUACAUUGAUGCUGUUCAUAGUUGCUAAUGCUGAAACAAAUUUCGAUAUUCUUAAAAGAAAUUUCAAAACAUGGAGUGACAAAUGUGUGGAAGCUAUGGUACAACGAACCAAUCGUGCAUGUCAUAAUUGGGGAACUGGAGAGGCGGCACUUGUUAAUUGUGCGAGUGCUGAAUCAAAUUUCGAUAUUCUUAAAAGAAAUUUUCCAGAAUGGAGUGAUAGAUGUGUGGAAGCUAUGGUACAACUUACCAAUCGUGCAUGUCAUAAUUGGGGAACUGGAGAGGCGGCACUUGUUAAUUGUGCGACAUCGUAUUAUGGAACACAUAAACCAACAGUGUGCCCGUAAUGGAAUAUAUUCUAACAGCAACAAUUAAAAUGAUUAUUAAAUUAAUAAAAUUUAUCUUUAUCCAUACUACGAAUGCAAAAAUUACAGUAUUUGCACAUAGAAAUGUGAUAUAAAAUCCCCAAAAAUUAUAUGAUUUUGAAAUUAUCAU